UCUGCCAGAAAUACAAAUAGAAGAAGUCGCAGAGCUGCUGGCUAAAGUUGCUAACUAACACGGAAGCAACACAGCGUGCGAACUGUUAGCAUUCAAUCCACAAAAGAAGGCGUCUUGACGCGUUUUAAAAAGCUUUCAGGCUUGGAUCCAAGGGUCUGUGCUAUUUUUCUUGCACUCAUCAUUUUCAACUAUCAUGACUGCAUCCAUGGUUUAGAGUUUUAUUUUUGUCUAAAUUAAGGAAUUGGAGGUGGAUGGACUAAGUUUCGGAUUCGAACUAGGAUUGCGAAAUCAAGAAGUGAUCUUAAAGUCUGCAGGUGCCCUUCAUUCUGUGUCAGCAGUGCCAGUCACUCAACGACCAUGUCGGAUGGCCGGAUCUAUGUGGGGAAUCUUCCUGUGGAUGUCCAGGAGAGAGACAUUGAGGACCUCUUCUACAAAUAUGGAAAAAUCCGGGACAUUGAAUUGAAGAACAAUAGAGGCACUAUCCCGUUUGCCUUUGUCCGUUUUGAAGACCCACGGGAUGCAGAUGAUGCUGUCUAUGGAAGGAAUGGAUAUGGAUAUGGAGACUCCAAGCUGCGUGUGGAGUAUCCUCGAUCCUCUGGUGCUAAAUUUGGGCCUAUGGGAGGAGGAGGAGGAGGAGGUGGUGGAGGAGGAGGAGAAAGAGGUGGAGGAGGAGAAAGAGGUGGUGGAGGAGGAGGAGCUAGGGGAAGAUUUGGACCCCCAACUCGAAGAUCUGAAUUCCGGGUCAUAGUGACUGGGUUACCACCAACUGGAAGCUGGCAGGAUCUGAAGGAUCAUAUGCGCGAGGCGGGAGACGUUUGUUUUGCAGAUGUGCAGCGUGACGGAGAGGGCGUGGUGGAAUUCCUCCGUAGAGAGGACAUGGAGUAUGCAUUACGCAGACUUGAUGGGACUGAGUUCCGCUCACAUCAAGGAGAGACUGCCUACAUCCGUGUUUAUGAGAAGAGGGGCACUCCCAACUGGAAUCGGUCACGUUCCCGCUCCAGAUCCAGGGGUCGCUAUUCACCUCCCUACCAUAAUAGAGGAUCUCCCCCUCCACGCUACCAGUCGCCACCACGGCAUGCAAUGUCACGCCAUAGUCCUCCCCCCAGGAGGCACCCUCCCCAGCACCAUAGCCCGCCACCGCGUCAUUACCGGUAAAAAGGCUCGCCAUUUAUAGAGGAAUUGGGGGAAAAUGUUUUGUAAUUCUACUUUUUAUUUUAAUUUUUUAAACCCCAGGCCUCCUCGUAGGAUAUAUCAUUAUAUCUCGCUACAUACAUUCCAUGGUCAUGAUCACCUGAACAACCUGUUUCUCCCCACAGCCUUAAAGAUUUUCUUUCUUUGCUCUGUAAGCACCCAUAUGUGUUAUCUGGAGUCGGUAUUGUAGAAUUUUGAUUGGAUUUUUUUUUUUUUUUCUCUCAGCAAGGUUGUUGUAUUUGAUUGUCAUCUAACACAUUGGAGGUUUCUUUUAUAAAGAAAUCUUGGGUUGUGAUGUAAAACCUUGACAGGAAUGGUAAUGUUGAUUGUCCGAAACAAAUUACACAGUUCUGCAGCUACCAGGCUGAAAGCCACGCUGCUUUUUAAAUUCUUGACAAGCUUUUCCAUAUUGUGUGUCGCAUUUCUGUAGCUUUAAGUAUGAAGUUUUUUGCCAAUCUUAAGAACCUGUGAAGCUAAUCAAUAUCCUCCUAUGAUUCAAAACAUGUUGAAUUAGUGAGCCAUUUAGAGUAGUGACACAUGUUGACUGUGAGCCUCACCCGUCAGAUUUUUUUUUUUUUUUAAUGUGUGAACCUCUGACCGAGGUGGCCUGUAGGUGGACUUUAAUUUGUAUGCAUCUCUGUCGUUUAUUUUGUGGGUUUUUCUUUUACCAAUAAAAAUGCAAACUUUUA
Centropristis striata (black sea bass) is the source of this 1880-nucleotide messenger RNA. RefSeq names its product serine and arginine rich splicing factor 9 (gene srsf9). The transcript has 5 exons. NCBI's taxonomy places the organism in Eukaryota, Metazoa, Chordata, Actinopteri, Perciformes, Serranidae. Gene Ontology annotation, cellular component: nucleus; cytoplasm; ribonucleoprotein complex. Gene Ontology annotation, molecular function: mRNA binding. The record is from RefSeq and is a predicted model, not a curated record. Bases 358 to 1155 code for a protein of 265 amino acids.